Molecule: messenger RNA, 1823 nt
Organism: Cyprinus carpio (common carp)
Lineage: Eukaryota; Metazoa; Chordata; Actinopteri; Cypriniformes; Cyprinidae
Gene: traf3ip2a
Product: TRAF3 interacting protein 2a
Biological process (GO): positive regulation of canonical NF-kappaB signal transduction; humoral immune response
Source: RefSeq, a predicted model, not a curated record
CCGCAAUAUUUGCAUAAAGAGAAUGUGGACUUUCCCUAAUUUGCAUAGGACAGAACGUUUCCUGAGCAAACCGAAAGCAGGUGUGUCGCUGUUUACUGCUUUACAGGAAGAGACAGGCUCACGACAGAUAUCGCAAUCUGAAUUCAGGAAUACAGGAAAAGCAAUGGACUCAUUUCCAGACUGCUGUCCACAUCUUAGUAUGCCUGUAGAGACUGAUGAGUCUAUGACCUUGUCCUCUCUCAAUCUGGCCUGGCCUGCAUGCCAGCAGUGCCAAUCACAUACCCUUAAAGACACAGGAAAAAGUGGUAGAUUCAUCCCUGAGAUGCGUGUUUGUGAUGUAAGUAGAUUGGAUAAGUUUGAUGGCUGCUAUCAGCUUCCUCCUAAAGAUUUAAGGGUCAGCCCCCUCACCAGACUUUCCAUGAGUGAUUCACAACACACAGAGAGCGCUGCAGGCUUGCCCAGUCUCUACUUGCCUCGAAGUUCAGGAAGACACCUUCAGAAAGACUAUAGAGCCCACAUAGAAGAUCUGAGUGAAGAUUUCUCAGGCACCAGUCUUCAAAAUCCCUGCAGUUCCCCACAUCCACACACCCAAAACCCUGUGAGUGAGGAUGAGGAGAGUCUAGAAAAGCCUAGUCCUCUUCGCUCUGACCUGAGAGAGGAUUUCUGCAGAUAUUCCCCAGCAAAGCAGCCAGGAUUUUAUGAUGAGUACCCACCAGAUCUUUUAUAUCACUGGCAUAAGCAGUCUGCAAAUUAUCCACAGCCCAACUAUCUCCUGAAUCCUUUCCUACCUGAGCAUGCAAGACAAGUGGCAGUUGUGAGGCCCCCUCAAGUUACAUCCCGUCAGAGCACAGCCCCUGUUAGAGAGCUUAUGUCAGAAGUGUGUGUCCAGCCUUCCCAACAAGGUGUCGGCCACCCUCAAACACUGAGGCGCAACAUCAGUCUUCCUGAUGACUGCAGAGACAUUUUCAUAACAUAUUCCGUGGACACUGCAGCAGAGUUGAUGCCCUUUGUGAAUUUUUUGAUUAAUCAGGGAUUCAGACCAGCUAUUGAUAUAUUUGAAGACAGAGUUAGACAAAUGGACAUCAACAAAUGGAUGGACAGUUUUUUAAAAAAUAAGUCCGUGUUAAUCAUUGUAGUGAUCAGUCCAAAGUAUAAGACCGAUGUUGAGGGAGAUGGAUCUGAUCAACAUGGACUACACACCAAGUACAUACACACUCAGAUCCAAAAUGAAUUCAUUCUGCAGAGAUGUCUAAACUUCAGAUUGGUACCAGUGCUGUUUCCCAGUGCUAACCAAAGUCAUGUUCCACUGUGGCUACAGAGCACGCGUCUGUACCGGUGGCCCGAGGAUGCUAAGGACCUGUUACUGCGCUUACUCAGAGAGGAAAAAUACAUCGUCCCUCCUCUGGGCAAAGAGCUGAUGCUCACUAUCAAACCCCUGUAAAACUGAAUCUUAUGACAUCAUGUCUAGAUCGCAUUUCAUCUCCAGAUCAAAAGAAAAGAUAAAAUUGUAUUUUGCUUAAAGAAAAUUUUAUUUUAAGUCUAUUUUUAAGUCUGUUAUAGGAUCAUUAUUUUGUUUUAUUUUAUUUUAUUUUUUUAAUGAAAAGUGUGAACAUUGUCCACCCAAAAAUUUUAAACAAUCUUAUUAUUCUCAAUAGUGAUUCUCAUAACUGCAUUUUUUCAGUUUCUUUCAGUUGAUUUUGGGAUAAAGGUAACCACAACAUAGUUUGUUAGAUUAACCCAUAAACCCACUGCAUUAAUGCUCUAGAAACACUUCACAGGCACUGCAGGUAAUACUUAUAAACUGUUUAAAAUACUCAAAUACU